Messenger RNA from Thermochaetoides thermophila DSM 1495, 441 nucleotides. RefSeq lists its product as uncharacterized. The transcript has a single exon. The record is from RefSeq and is a predicted model, not a curated record. Bases 1 to 441 code for a protein of 146 amino acids. NCBI's taxonomy places the organism in Eukaryota, Fungi, Ascomycota, Sordariomycetes, Sordariales, Chaetomiaceae.
AUGACGCCGGAUCUCCCACCCAGGGUAGCCGAACAUGAGGAAGCGUUCCGGGGUUUAACAACUGCUUCUCUCGCCACGCCUGUACCACAAUCUACCACCGGCAUGCCAACCGCAGCAGUUCCAGCAACACAGGGAGCAGGAGGAGGAGCCAUCUACGUCUCCCUUCCCGCCACCGGUACUCUAGCUCCGGCAUGGAUCCCCCAAGGGAUGGCCCCAAUGGGUGUGGGAGGUGACGUCUCCGUUCUCCUCCCCCAACAACAGCAGAGUGGAGCGGGAGCACCGCUGCCAGCUACCAUGAUAGUACCCUCGCAGCAAGGAUAUUGUGUUUACUUUCAACCGCACGUGCAGGCCCAGAGUCAAGGAGUUGUUGAGCUGCCAACGCAGCUGCAGCAGUUGUGGACUAGGGUUAAGUUAUCAGAGGGGAGGGCGGAAUUGAAGUGA